Molecule: messenger RNA, 1540 nt
Organism: Acomys russatus (golden spiny mouse)
Lineage: Eukaryota; Metazoa; Chordata; Mammalia; Rodentia; Muridae
Gene: Fam110d
Product: family with sequence similarity 110 member D
Exons: 1
Coding region: 650-1462 (270 amino acids)
Source: RefSeq, a predicted model, not a curated record
CCCCCCGAAAUGGAAAUAUAGGGGUUAUUGGGUGAGAUGGUGUUUACAGUUAGGCUUUCUGGACUACCCUUGGCAGGGGCUUAGCGGCUGGCAGUCGCUGACUGAUAGGGCCUGGGGACUGACCACCUCCCUCUCCUUCCUGAAUAGCCCUGCCGGGCCUGGCCUGGGCGGGUGAGGAAGCUGGCAGCACUUACUAGAAGCUUCUACCCUAUAGUUAUGUCCCUGACCUCGGUGCUUGGGGGCGGGAAGGGUGGGUCGGCUGCAGCCAGCCUGUGGCUGGGGAACCUCCUUGUCUUGGGCUUGAAGUUGCUCUGUUGGGAAGAGGUAUUUUUUCCGGUUAAGGCCGAUUUCGGGAAUUGGGCUAGGGCCCGCCUGAUUUUCCCUUCCAAGUGUCCUGUUUGCUUGUCCUGUGUGUAUGGCCCAGUGGCCAGCUUGGGGUGCCUCUCAAUGGGGCAUAGAUGUUGAUGGGGAAGGAGUGACUGGCUGAUCAUCUACCCAGGGAUGCCCUCAGGAGCAGCCUACCCUGUUCCAGACAGUUCCUCUCUCCCUUCAGGCGCCAAGGACUCCAAAGAAUUGUGCGCUGCCCCACAGCUCCCUACCUGUGCAUCCCUAACUGCAUGGAGCACUAAACCCGCUCAACCUCGCUAAGAUGCUCCUGGCCUCUCCCUCCACACCAUCGAGGGGACGAACCCCAAGCGCCGUAGAGAGGCUGGAGGCGGACAAAGCAAAGUACGUCAAGACGCACCAAGUGAUAGUUCGUCGCCAGGAGCCAGCCCUGCGCGGAGGACCAGGACCGCUGACACCACACCCUUGCAAUGAUCUGGGGGCCUCUGCAUCGCCCAGGACUCCUGGGCCUGCCCGCCGGGGUAGCGGCAGGCGACAACCAAGGCCUGACUCCCUCAUUUUCUACCGCCAGAAGCGGGACUGCAAGGCUUCACUGAACAAAGAGAACGCCAAGGGCCAGGGGCUAGUACGACGCCUCUUCUUAGGAGCGCCCCGGGACGCUGUCCCGAGCAGCCGAGGACCUACAGAGAGACCCGGGGCACCCGCGGGGUUAGCUGCGUCCCCAGAGACUCCGGAGGCGACAGGGAAGCGUGCACUAUGUCCCACGUGCUCGCUGCCGCUGUCGGAGAAGGAGCGCUUCUUCAACUACUGCGGCUUGGAGCGCGCGCUGGUGGAGGUGCUGGGCGCCGAGCGCUUCUCUCCGCAGAGCUGGGGCGCGGAGCACAGUCCACAGGUCACGUCGCCGCCACCCGGCUCCGGAGACACCAGCGAUUGGACAUCCAGCGACGGCGACGCUGGCAGUCCGGACUGCGCGGGCGGCGGCGGCGGCUCGGAGGCGGCGGGGUCGGCGCGAGACGGACGCCCCCAGGUGUCGGUGGUGGAACGCAACGCUCGCGUCAUCCAGUGGUUGUACGGCUGCCAGCGGGCGCGCGCCCCUCCCCGAGAGUCGGAGGUGUGACCGCCACCACACGGGAGACCGCAUCUGGAGAGCUCGCCUCGUCCCGUGAAGAAACCUUUCCCCGGAUCUGUCCCCCCC